This is a messenger RNA of Daphnia magna, 752 nucleotides long. RefSeq lists its product as uncharacterized. The transcript has 2 exons. Lineage: Eukaryota; Metazoa; Arthropoda; Branchiopoda; Diplostraca; Daphniidae. The coding region runs from base 152 to 712 and encodes 186 amino acids. The record is from RefSeq and is a predicted model, not a curated record.
ACAGUUGACGUUGAGUCCAAUCAGCGUUUCCCCUGUUGCUCAGCCACAAGCAGGUCCUUCUUCUGAAAUUAGGUCAUCUAGUUCUACGCCAAUUAUUCAGACGGAACAUGAAAGAACAACGCCAACUGGGUCACCCUCAACAAUUAAUGAUAUGGCUUCUACUACUGCAAGUUUGCCUAACCAGCUCAGCCCUCAACAGCUGCUAACUACUCCAGUAAAAUUUCGCGAGCCUCACUCUUUUCGUCCACAGGAUCUUCUGCAAUUGCCACAAGUAGCACAAAAUGGCCCAAGAAAUUCCAAUCAUAAUAAACGACUUGGGGCAUCACGAUGUUUGACCAGCUCUCCAGAAAUAAAACGAAUUCGAGAGGAACACGAAGAAAAGGAGCGGAAGCUAAAAGCAGCAGAGAAUCGGAAGAUAGCCAAAGCAACAAAAGCAAAAGCAGCUGAAGGAAAAAGGAAAUCAAACAAAGUACACAGUGUGGAAGAGGAUCAAUACUUCGAAACUACACCUGCAGUUUCGAAUCCGCAACAGGGAAGGAAAAGUACCUCCAGAGUGCUACGGUACGAUAAGGAAAAUGUGUCAUCAAUCAAUCUAGUGGAAGAAGAAGAGGACCUUCCCAGUGAACCACGUAAUAGUCCAGUUGUCCCAAGAAGGGAAAGAAUAACUCGAGCAGUAAAGCAAAAUAGAAUGCGUAAUGUAUGUGGUCGUUAACCAUGUCUUCGUGUUUGUUUUCUUGAUAAGAAUACCAAAU